GCAGUUCCUCCGAAGGAUCCACAGUGAUAAAUCCAUCAUCUGCACUCACAAUGCGGUUCUUCAAUUUUAACACCAUCCUCGCCGCAGCCAUGCUCGCUCUUCCAUCUGCCCUUGCGGCAGACUGUCGGGACCUGGAGACCUGCCUCACCUACUACGAAGACGCAGAAUGCAAAGGACCCCUCGGCAAUGUGACCGGCAAACCUUUCGACGGACUCGGCAGCUACGCCGUCACCUGCAAAAACAAUUGCUUUCACUAUCCCGCAAGUUUCAAAAGCCUGCAGUUCGACAACUACGACGGUGUUUACAUUAGUUGCGAAGUCUUUACCGAUUCCGAUUGCAGGAAAAAUAAGAAAAAACUUGAAUCAGAUCAUGGAACUGUUUAUGCUAUAAAAGAUCCAAAGGGGGACCAUGGCUUACAGCGAACGUGCGCCAAGCAUGAGGGCGAGGGCGACUGGAAGAGUAUGAAAUGCGUCAAGAGCACGUGCCCGGAUUGGUCGUUGGCGUGGUGGUGACACGGUUCACGGACUUGUUAUGUGCCUAGAACUUAACACUCUUGGCACUCAUACCCGUGUGUUCUCUCUGUCCUCGAAUCAGAGAGAUUGUCAUACAGGCAUCAUAAGCUCAUACUAUACCUCGCCAAGUGUACGGGGUAGCGUGUGAGGCACCUAUCUUGGGCAAUCUUACAUGUCUAUAUAGUGACCUAGGACUGCAGGACAGCGACUUAUCGAGUAGUCACGGACAUGGAUGUAUAUAACAACGCAAUUGUAUAUAGAGACAUUACCUUACAAGAACAAGA
This is a messenger RNA of Pseudovirgaria hyperparasitica, 796 nucleotides long. RefSeq lists its product as uncharacterized. The record is from RefSeq and is a predicted model, not a curated record. The transcript has 2 exons. Bases 51 to 512 code for a protein of 153 amino acids. Lineage: Eukaryota; Fungi; Ascomycota; Dothideomycetes; Acrospermales; Acrospermaceae.